AUGCCCCAGCAAACAGCACGCGGCCGCGUCCACACGUUUGGACUCAUUUCCGCCCCUGCUUCCCCUCAUUUCCGCCCCUGCUUCCCCUCCUUUCCCCCCACGCAUCCCCUCAUUUCCGCCCCUGCUUCCCCUCAUUUCCGCCCCUGCUUCCCCUCCUUUCCCCCCACGCAUCCCCUCAUUUCCGCCCCUGCUUCCCCUCAUUUCCGCCCCUGCAUCCCCUCAUUUCCGCCCCUGCUUCCCCUCCUUUCCCCCCACGCAUCCCCUCAUUUCCGCCCCUGCACGCAUCCCCUCAUUUCCGCCCCUGCUUCCCCUCCUUUCCCCCCACGCAUCCCCUCAUUUCCGCCCCUGCAUCCCCUCAUUUCCGCCCCUGCUUCCCCUCCUUUCCCCCCACGCAUCCCCUCAUUUCCGUCCCUGCAUCCCCUCAUUUCCGCCCCUGCUUCCCCUCCUUUCCCCCCACGCAUCCCCUCAUUUCCGCCCCUGCUUCCCCUCCUUUCCCCCCACGCAUCCCCUCAUUUCCGCCCCUGCAUCCCCUCAUUUCCGUCCCUGCCUCCCCUCCUUUCCCCCCUUGCUUCCCCUCCUUUCCCCCACUUCUUCCCCUCCUUUCCCCCACUGCUUCCCCUCCUUUCCCCCACUGCUUCCCCUCCUUUCCCCCACUGCUUCCCCUCCUUUCCCCCACUGCUUCCCCUCCUUUCCCCCACUGCUUCCCCUCCUUUCCUCCACUUCUCUGCCUCGCCUUUCCCCCCCGUGCUUCCCCUCCUUUCCCCCACUGCUUCCCCUCCUUUCCUCCACUUCUCUGCCUCGCCUUUCCCCCCCGUGCUUCCCCUCCUUUCCCCCACUGCUUCCCCUCCUUUCCUCCACUUCUCUGCCUCGCCUUUCCCCCCCGUGCUUCCCCUCCUUUCCCCCACUGCUUCCCCUCCUUUCCUCCACUUCUCUGCCUCGCCUUUCCCCCCCGUGCUUCCCCUCCUUUCCCCCACUGCUUCCCCUCCUUUCCUCCACUUCUCUGCCUCGCCUUUCCCCCCCGUGCUUCCCCUCCUUUCCCCCACUGCUUCCCCUCCUUUCCUCCACUUCUCUGCCUCGCCUUUCCCCCCCGUACUUCCCCUGCUUUCCCCCGCUGAUUCCCCUCCUUUCUUCUCCUCAUCCCUCCUCACCCCAUCCUUUCUUCUCCUCAUCCCUCCUCACCCCAUCCUUUCCUCUCCGCAUCCCUUCUCACCCCAUCCUUUCUUCUCCUCAUCCCUCACCCCAUCCUUUCUUCUCCUCAUCCCUCACCCCAUCCUUUCUUCUCCUCAUCCCUCCUCACCCCGUCCUUUCUUCUCCGCAUCCCUUCUCACCCCAUCCUUUCUUCUCCUCAUCCCUCACUCUACCAACUGGUUAUUGAACGUAGUGCUUUGUUUACAUACUGUGUUAUGGUAG
Closterium sp. Yama58-4 is the source of this 1410-nucleotide messenger RNA. The record is from the annotation of a GenBank genome assembly. Lineage: Eukaryota; Viridiplantae; Streptophyta; Zygnematophyceae; Desmidiales; Closteriaceae.